AUGGAUGAAGCCGAUUUCUUGGAAGAUGCAACUUCUAAGAAACAGGAGGAUUUGCCUUAUGAUGGGGACUUCUCCCAAAUUCAGAUGUACAACGAUUACAAUUUUACCUCAAAAUAUGACAUCCUUGGUGUCUCAAAUCAAAUGAAUUUAACAGAAGAUGACCUUCAAGAAAAGGCCACACAUAGAGAGACUUGCAGAAAGGCAGAUAUGGCCAUGACUUUGGAUAAAACAACUGAAAAUGCUAUCAGCAAAAAAUAUGAUAAAGAGAAUCAAUGCACCAUAAAUCUUCAUAUUCCAUCUAACCAAGGAGACCCUUUAAAGUCAAACAUUUCUUAUGUUUUACUCCAUCAUCUUUGCAAAGAGGAAUUCUCAAAAGGUCAAGGCAUUAAUUGUGAAACUCUCCCAGAGAUCUCUAAUGCUGACAGUUUUGACGGAGCUAUUAUUAAAAAUAUUAUUUUGCAGCAUGUUAAGAAUUCUUGGCCGACAGAACAAACCUCAGAACUCACUGACCAACUCAACUCCAAAAGCGAUGGUGAAAACAGCAAUAAGCCCAGUUGUUUUCCAACCACGACAGAAGAAAACACCUCUGAUUUAGAGGAUCCAGUCGCUGCUGGAGAAAGCAGCCAUCAGGAAAAUUCAAAUUUUCUAACUAAAAUCAAGAGUCCAGGUGAUAAAGAAAAAAGUUGCCAAGGGCAAACACCCCAGAAACAGCAGGCUGAACAAGAAAGUUCAGGCAACAGGUUCAAAUACGGCCAAGGUCAAGUUCAUUACUGGUUCUCUGAUUCCUCUAAAGUUGCUCCUAAAAAUAACAUAAUUGACAAACCACUUACAACUGAUAAACAAGCCAGCUUUUCUCCUAAAUUGAGAGAUAAAUCAGCUAUUGUGCAAGAUAUUUCAGAAAGCAUGUCUAGAUCAAACGAUGUUGAAAAACAAGAGCAGAAAUGGAAAACUCCUGAACCUUCACAACAGAUAGAGAUGGAGCCCACAGUACAUAUCCACCAAGAACAUCUUGCAGGAAUAGAAUCUGACACAAGUCCCUCUAAGAUGCCAUUGACCUCUCAGAAAGACCCUUCCUCAAAUUCUUCUUACACAUUUCACAUGAUAUCCCAAGGGAAACAGAUGUGUCAGAAGUUAAAAGAACAGACUGAUCAACUGAAGACUAAAGUACAAGAAUUUUCCAAAAGCAUAGCACAGGAUUCUCCCUAUCAUUUGAAAGACAGGAGGCUGGUCCUCCAGAAACUGCAGGGACACCUUGAACUGCUGGAACAGGAGUUUCUGGCCAAUAAGGAGAAGCAUCUGACUUUGAAACAGCAAGUCCACAAGCAUGAAUCCCCAGCUGUCGAUGAAUUUGAUCCAGAAAGAAAAGUAGAAGGUGAAAUCUUCACGUCGGAGAUGCUACUUGAAGAUUUUAAAGAGAAAAUUAAUAAAGGCAAACAUACUUCAGCUGUCUCUCUUCCCGUGAGUUCUCAAAUCAACCCGGAUGACUUGUCAUCCACAUCCUCCCCAUUCUCAAAUGAGGAGGAGCCUAACAACACUUCGGGGAGGCAGGACGGUGCGGAGACGACCGGUGCACGCUGUGCCUUCUGCCACCGGGUCCUUGAAUGGAAGCAAAAAAUGGAGAAAAAAGGCCACAGAGGAAUCAACCGUGGAAGGUUUCCUGUUGCCAUUCAAGACAAGGCACGGCACCCAGACUCACUUCUCGGUUCUGAUACAGGAGUCAGCUGCUAUUCUGCUUCUGGGACUGGACUGCAGAGUAAUAAAUGUGAGAACUGCAGCACUAAGAUUCAUAACUCCCAGAGAGUCUGUGGUAAAGCAUCAUCUAAAGAAUUUCAUUACAUAUUCAACACCCCGGGACAGAAUUUCUUUAAUCACAGCAAAAGAAGUGCCUUUGCCCAGCUCCGCUAUUUAAAUGAAAAUAAAAAUUCUUCACCUUCUCAUUCAAAACCAAAAUGGAUCACUUUCCAGAGUGCAAAUUCAAAAUCCUCUUAUGAUGAAUGUGAACUCAUACCAGGAAAUUCAGACCUUGCUACACCCUCACCCCAUUCCCACUCCUGCAGGAUUUCUGAAAGCACAUCCUCAAGCAACUUUACCGGUAUCGAAGAAACGGAAUCUGAGAUUUUAAACUCGUCUUUGGAUCAUUCCCUAAGGACAGCAACCAUUUUGAAACAAACUACUGAUCAAAUGAUUAGAACUAUUGCAGAAGAUCUUGCCAAAGUACAGAGAUGGAGGAAUAGACUGAAAUACUAGUUUGACUCAAGGCAACCAAGGAUUAAAAAAAAAUGCAGAGAAAACUUGGUCUUCACCCCAAAAGUAUUUUACUUAUUACACAACUUAUGAAGAUGACUUUCUAGAGAAAACACCAAAACUGCAAGAAAUGGGGGACACAAUGUGCUAAAAUGAAACAAAAAAUGGACCUCUGAUUCUUAAAAAUCAAA
Molecule: messenger RNA, 2435 nt
Organism: Balaenoptera ricei (Rice's whale)
Lineage: Eukaryota; Metazoa; Chordata; Mammalia; Artiodactyla; Balaenopteridae
Gene: AKNAD1
Product: AKNA domain containing 1
Exons: 13
Coding region: 1-2247 (748 amino acids)
Source: RefSeq, a predicted model, not a curated record